CUAACCUCAUUCAAUAGUAGUCUACUUCGCUACCUCUCCCUCCUUCAGACUUCACUGCAUCGCAAAUAAUCCACAUACCACUAAACUCUUUGUUUAAAUAAUCACAAAAUCAUAUCUCCAAUAUUCCCUAACUAUCCAUUUCUCUCCUAAAUAGAAAAGAAGUAGAAGGAAGUGUGUUGUAAAGCGUUAAAAAGGAGUGUAAAGAAAAAGGAAGCAUCUCGUUGUAAACUUUCAAAAGGGUUAUUUCGCACAGAAUCGCACCGUCGACAUGAGGUUUCCACACAUGACAGCAAAGAGAAAGAAGUGAAAAGAAAUUGCGUCUUCAAAAACAAGUGUUUUGAAAACCUGCCUCUCUCACCGUAAACGUUAAAAGAAAGUGUUUAUUCCGUUCAGCAUAGCACUUCCAGCAUGAGAUUUCCACAAAGAGAAAGAAAUGAAGAGAAACCGCGUCUUUGAAAAAAAACAAUAAUAACAAAUAAAUAGAUAAACAAGUGUCUUGAAAACUUCCUCUCGCCGUAAACGUUCAAAAAGGUGUUUAUUCCGUCCUGCAUAGCACCUCCAAGCAUGAGGUUUACACACAGCAACAUAGUGGCAUCGACAGCGACCCUCCUACUGCUGGCAUCACACUGUACUCAAGGAGCCGGCGAACCCUGCUUCGCCCGCAGCUUCGGUCAGGACAGCGUGGUGUGCGUCUGCUCUGCCCGCGGGUGUGACCUCCCCGGCCGGCUGACCUUUCCUGACCCCGGCCACUUUACCGUCGUGACCUCUUCUCGCGAUGGCCUCAGGUUCCAUGUGGAGACGAAGGAGGUCGAUGAUUUUGGGGAGGAACAAGCAGAAGACCCAAAGGGCACGACAACCAUAGAAGUGGACCUGGACGACCGUCGGCAAGUGAUGCUCGGUUUCGGCGCCGCCUUCACCGACGCAUCGGGAAUCAACCUCGCUGCACUUUCCCCCGACGUCCGAGAGAUGGCGCUGAGGUCCUAUUUCUCUCCUGAGGGUAUUGAGUAUGAUCUCAGCCGCGUCCCGAUCGGUAGCUGCGACUUCUCCGUGAAGCCAUACUCUUACGCCGAAGUCGAGGGCGACGUCAAACUCGAACACUUCAAACUGGCUCAGGAAGACUUUCUAUACAAGAUUCCUCAGCUUCGUCGUGCCCAGGAGCUGAGCGAACGUCCCCUGAGGGUUUUGGGGUCCCCCUGGUCUCCUCCCACGUGGAUGAAGACCAAUGGUAAACACAACGAGUCCGGUCAGCUGAUCCGGGAGAUGUGGCGACCCUGGGCCGACUACCUCGUUAAGAUAUGACGCACCGGACGACGAGAAAGUCCUUCUGGGAUCCUGGGCGAGGGCGGAAUCCUACGCUAAGAACAUCAUCGAGAACCUCGCCCUGGACACGACCGGUGGACCGAACUGGGCAGCGAACCGGGUGGACGCACCGGUUAUCGUCAACUCGACAGCGGACGAGUUCUACAAGCAGCCCAUGUUCUACGCCUUGGGUCACUUCAGCAAAUUCGUCCCCGCGGGCUCCGUUCACGUGACCUCGCGUGUGGUGAAG
Messenger RNA from Penaeus monodon (black tiger shrimp), 1549 nucleotides. RefSeq names its product lysosomal acid glucosylceramidase-like. The record is from RefSeq and is a predicted model, not a curated record. Lineage: Eukaryota; Metazoa; Arthropoda; Malacostraca; Decapoda; Penaeidae. Gene Ontology annotation, molecular function: glucosylceramidase activity. Gene Ontology annotation, biological process: glucosylceramide catabolic process.